Molecule: messenger RNA, 856 nt
Organism: Nezara viridula (southern green stink bug)
Lineage: Eukaryota; Metazoa; Arthropoda; Insecta; Hemiptera; Pentatomidae
Source: the annotation of a GenBank genome assembly
GUACAAUAUUAUCUUUCUACUAAUUUUACAAGUUGGACACGACAACACCAGUCGCCAAAAGUUAUUCGAAAAGUCUUAGAGAAUAGUUUGGUUCAAAAUCAUCCCGAAAAAGUGUUCAUCUUUAUAGAGUACCUGACAAAAUUUAGACUACAAUGUUUACUUGUAAAGAUCGACAAAUACAGCUAUACAUAUAUGCAUACGAUCAGGCAAGAGAACUCUAAGGCUUGUCUCUCCAAAUAUAGAGAGGAAAUCAGGACUCCAGGUGAUCCCUGUACAACUCUCUUAACCGCGUCACUGCUGCUAUCUCAUGUCUUAAGUAGAGAAUGUGGCAAUUUCCAGAAUUCGAAUAUAUACAUAAUAUAAAAGGUCGUGGGACUACUGCUCAUCUUAAAUAGUUUAGGAUUACUAUUUACAAUACUAAGUGAACCAUAGCUAAUUUACUAAAUGUUGUAUGAAUACAAGCAAUCUAUUUUCAACAUAAAUCAAUUGUAUCGCAGCUAAAUUUAUGCUAUACAACCCGAUAUGUCCUAAACCAGGCCGUGGAAAGCGAGGGAAAUAGACCGAAUGGAAGAACAAUAAAUAUGAAAUAAGCGAAUAGAGAAGGUUGUUUAUAGCGUGAAAAGAUGACAUGUGGAUGGAAGUGCCUUCUAGAUCCAUAACUCAUCGACAGUCCAUUAGGGGAGCUGCCACUACUACGACAUUGUUGGAGGCCGUGGAUUUCCUGUCCACUGCCCCUUCCGCUCCACAGCUUCAUCUAACCUUUCCCUCAGCCUUUAUGGGCCACAGAAUUAUUAACACCACUUUUAUCUUCCUUGGACCGCUCAGUUUUAACGCAAUAGGCAGUUUAUUUGGAUGA